Polypterus senegalus (gray bichir) is the source of this 5108-nucleotide messenger RNA. RefSeq names its product cilia and flagella associated protein 43 (gene cfap43). Gene Ontology annotation, cellular component: axoneme. The record is from RefSeq and is a predicted model, not a curated record. Gene Ontology annotation, biological process: sperm axoneme assembly; cilium assembly. The coding region runs from base 84 to 5084 and encodes 1666 amino acids. Lineage: Eukaryota; Metazoa; Chordata; Cladistia; Polypteriformes; Polypteridae. The transcript is spliced from 38 exons. Gene Ontology annotation, molecular function: protein binding.
UCGCGGUACAGCAACAGGAUUCAGUAAAAUAACUCAACUUUAUCUUUCUGCCGAUUGUGACUUAAUUUUUCACCUAUGCGCUUAUGGCAAUGGACGACUCCGGCACCCUGGAAGUAAGAUGGGUACAGGGCUUUACCAAUCAGCACGUGUCAUUUGCAAACAGCAGAACAAUUUGCUACCCUUGUGGGAACUUCGUCAUUUUCAAGAACACAGAAACGAAGGAAAAACAUAUUCUGCAGUGUCCAAGUGGGAGCAUCGGAGCCUUUGCCGUGCAUGGAAAAAGUGAGGUUGUGGCCUUCUCAGAGCAAAGGCUUAAUCCCAGCAUUUAUGUCUACACCUUUCCUGGCUUCGAGAAACGGGCUGAACUGAAAGGAGGAGCCAAGAUGAACUAUUCAAAACUUGCUUUCAGCCAUUCUGGGCCAUACCUGGCAAGCUGCUCCUUGCUCCCGGAUUACAACCUGACUCUCUGGAACUGGAAUGAACAGGUUCCCCUUUGUAGCUAUUCCCAGAUGGGAGUGGAGGUCACCAUUCUUCACUUCAACCCAACAAACUGGCACCAGCUCUGUACGGCCAAUAGGAAGAUGCUGACUUUGUGGAAUAUAGAGAGAUCUAACAAUGAAUACAUAAUGAAGCCUUCCUUCAUUAAUAUUCCUUCUGUGGAGGGUUCCUUUACUGAAGCUGAACAUGUUAGCUCUUAUCAUCUAGACUCCAGACUCACUUAUUACGGACCAAAGAUGCCAGUAUCUGCCAUAGCAGGAUUACUGGGUGAAGAAGCUGAAACAUUUCAGCCAAAAGAAGUCAUGAAAAAGAAAGUUCAUCCCUCAUCCUGUUGUUGGUCUGCAACAUCUGAUGUUAUUGUGGGCUGUGAAGAAGGCCAUCUUCUUCUUGUGACUUCUGAGACCCAGAAUGUAAUUUUCCUCUUCAAUCCCGUUGAUGAGGUUACAAGUCAAGAAAGCCUACAAAGAAACCUCAUUCAGGAUGGAAGUCUGCAGAGCCUGGCACUUCAUAGCAAUGGAAUAUACGCAGCAGGAAAUGAUGGCAUUCUGCGCUGUUUUCAUAUCAAAGGGAGUCAAAUCGAAAUAGAAGAAUGCUGGGUCACAGAAGAAUCAAUCAACUACAUUGAAUUUUCACCUGACUACAAAACAUUGGCUUUGUCAACCAGCACAGGGACUGUUUAUUCAUACAUGCUUGACCAGACUGAGCACAUUGACAAGAUUCUGGAUGAUCAGUGUGGAAAUUUCAUUUCUGCUAUGCCUUUAUUUCCUGGAAACAGCUACUGUGUGUCUAUAAGAGAAAUGGGUGAAGUUCAAGUAUGGUCUGUGCAAGAUGGCAGCAGGAUUAGCACUUUACCUCUUACAGAGAAGGUGACCUGCCUAGCUUCUUGCCCCAUUUCCAAAUGUGCUGUGGUUGGAACUGCUUCUGGAUACUUGUGCUUCAUUGACUUAACAACCAUUGAACAGCCGCGUGUGGUCCACAGACUUCGCCUGUACGAGUCUCCUGUGCUCCUACUGCAGUAUGAAAACGGAGGCCAUUUUUUGCUUACUGGAGCAUCUGAUAAGCGUAUUUUUAUACUGGAUGCCAGACCAUCCAAAAUGUUUGCAGUCAUAGGAUACAUAGAGAUAACUGGCAUUGUUCUAGACUUCUCAGUCUCCUAUAACAGAGAAGAUAAUCAGGUGAAGGUCAUUGCUUUGUCUGCUUUGGAGAAUCAAGUUUCAAAAGAAGGAACCCACCUGGAGAUAUUCAUACUGCCCGCUGAGCUUAUACAAGAUGCUUCUCGUUUUGUGGAUGAACGUGGAGCCAUCGGAAACAAUUCUAUACAAAAGCAUUCGGUUGAAACAAAGGAGCCAGUGUCUUCUGUAGUACUGGGGACAGACAACAGGGUUUUUGGCUACUGCAACGCGACUAAAUCAAUCCAAAAGUUUGUUUUGCCAGAGAACUUACAAAGUGUGAUCCUAACUCCAGAACAAGAAGUUAAAGGAUGUCAGCUAGGCCCGGCCUUUCUUUAUUUAUCUCCACACUGCCAAUUGUUGGCCUCAGUUGCUAAAGAUGGAUUUUUUCGGAUUCAAAAUUCAAACAGUCUUGAGACGUUUUCUCAGUUGCUGUGCCACUCAUACCAUACCAAUGGAAUCAGCGCCAUGUCUUUCUCAUUGGACUGUCAAGUUAUGUUUACUGUUGGCUCAAAUGAUGGAGCCCUUGUUUGCCUUCAGUGGAGGACUGACACUGCUGCAAGUGACAUCAUUCAAGAAGCCAUUACAUAUAGCCAGUUUCUUAUGUCUGAGUUGCAGAUCACCAUGUUAUCAGAGAAUAUGGAACUUGCCGCUCUGCCAGACUGGCAUGUUACUUCAGCCUCACCAUCUAACCUGCCAGAGGAAAAUGAGGCAAAGCAAGAAGAAGAUAAAGUGAGUGUGGAACUGUUUGAAAAAGAUGAUAGUUACACUAGCCCAACUCUGGGCAGAACAGAAGAUGCCACAUGGCUUAGUCAGAAAGAAGACGAGGUCAUGAAGAAGGAAAGCUUACAAUUUAAGGAUGCAAAGAAAAAUCUUAGAAAAGGUAUUAAGCAGCUUCGUAAAACAAUCCAGCAGAUGAUGCAUGAGAAUGAGAAUCUGCCUGAAUUAGAGAGACUGGAUCAACAAGAAUUUAACCUGGAUGUGGAAGAGCAAGAAAGGCUUCAAGCAGAAGGGGAAAGCGAAGUGUCGAGGAUACGCAAUGAAAUUGAGAUGGAUAAUCUAGCUAUGAACUACCUGCGUGAUGCCAUCAAACAGGAAUACUGGGACUCUAUGAAAGUCAAAGGACGAGGCAUUAAGGCGUUCCACGUUGAUAAUGUUGUGAAAAACUUUCCAAUGAAACAGCGUUCAGCGGCAUCACUUAAGGAGCUUGAAAAAGCACGUGACCAGAGAGCGAAUGAAAUUGCCGACUUACAAGUCCGCAAGGCCAACACUGAGAGAAAACCAAAGAUAACAUUAGAUAAAGAUGAUGACGAGAAUGAAGAUGAGGGAAAGGAGACUGAGAGUUCAUCUCUAACAGGCAGCCUGAGCAACGAAUAUGGCAUCUCAGACCCGGAUUUGUACAGCCAGUUUGUCCUCAACACAAAAGAGCAGAAAAUCAAUCAGGUUAUUCUGUUGAAGGAUGUCAUUUAUCGUAUCAAAGAAUCAUUCAACAAGGAAUUUGAUGCGGUUUAUAAACAAAAGGAACAGGAAAUAAACCGAGUAUUGGACAAAAACCAGCGAAUACUGGAGAUUAUGGCCGAUCUAGAUAUACAGGACACUUUAUGGGAACCGCAACUUAGUGAAUAUGAAAAACCAGAAAGGGUAUUCAUCGUAGAAGAUUCAGAGGUUAAGGUUGAAAAAUUCCUCACUCCAGAACAGAAGCUGAAAGAGGAAGAGAAAGCUAAGCUAGAAGAGCAAAGAAGACUCUUAGAUAAGGGUGACCAGGCCAGAGAAAGAGCUCUAGAUGACAUGAUGGAUGGCAUGCUGGAAGUGAAGACUGAAGACGUAUUAAAAAUUGAAAUUCCAAGGCCCGAAUUUGCAUCACAGCCAGAAGAUCACUGGACAGAGGACGAGAGAAAACAAUUUAAAGAAUAUGAGAAGAAAGUAAAAGAGCUUGCAGAGGAACGUGAAAAAUACAGAAAGAUACUGGAAGCAGAAAUGAAAAAACUACAAGGCUCUAUCAAGGACACGACUCAGGCGUUUGACGACACCCUUGCCAAGUUAUUUGAGAAGAAAGUGAAAUGCGAAAUGAUGGUUUACCAGGAGGAACUUAAAAUAUCACAUCUAGUUUUUUCAGUUCUAAUUGAAGAAGAGCUGCACAACCAUGAAACAGAGCUCAACUACCUUCUGGAAAAAACAAAGGAAAUGAAGAACAGAAGUGCAGAAGAAGUAAAACAAUGCAAAGAGCAAGUUGAUGCCUUCAGAGAGACUUACGAUAACUGUGUCGCAGAAGACAAACUACUUGAUCGAGGAUUCAGAAAAGAAUUCACUGAUGUCCAUGCUCAUAUGGUUGACCAGUUGUACAAACUCUACAAGCGGAGACCUCGGGUCCAAACGAUAAGAACACAGGCAGAAACAAACCCUUUUGGUGAUCGACCAGGAUCUGCACAGGCUGUCAGUGAGGCCCUCUCUCAUCUGAUGUCUGCAAUGGAUGAGUUGGAUGCACCAGAAAACAUACCAGAGGAUCUUGGUCUGCCAGUCUGGGAGAGGUUCUGUCUGUCAAGAAGGACCAAAGUGAAAAGUGAACAAGAGGUAAAGCGGAAAGCCCUCACUCUAGCUGAGAUGCAAGCAUUUCUACAUAAGAGAAUGGAGGAGGAUGAACAGAAUAGGCAGGCAAUUGAAAACAUUGUAGAAAAUCUCAAUGUCUUACGGGACGUUAAGGUUCAGUUCCAACUGAAUUUAAUGGUGCAGAUCUUGCUAAAACAAGGACAAGUGGAAGUGGACAGUGACAGUUUUAUAACAGACUAUUCAGACUCGGUUCUUCUCCACAGAAGUGUUGUUGAAGAUCUAAAUGGAACAAUUAAGACUAUUGGGGAUCAGAAGAUUGCCACCAUGAUGAAAAUUAAAGAUUUCCGAAAGGGGAUCAUCAUUCAAGAGUGGGAGCACUUGAAAAUGAAAAUGCAGAUGGAGGAUUUAAACAAUAAACAUAGAGAUAUUCAAAUGCUGAAGUUCUCCAAGGAAUUACAAGAGUACCUGAAUGAACGUGAUCAUGAAAGCCACUUAAUGCAUCAGAUUUCAGUUCUGGAGAAAACCAUUGCUGCACAAGUAAAGAACCAUCAGAAAAAUGUAAAAAAUGUAAAGAGGAUUAUUAAAGAUAUAGAGAGACAAAUCAAAGUAAAGGCAGAUGACAACACCAUCCUGGAUGAGGAGCUAAAGGAAAUGAUAAUGGUUGUUGCAGAAAGACAACAAAUCUAUGAUGCUGUUGCUGUGGAAGAUAACAUAGCACUGAAUAAUAAAAAACGAUACCAGGACAUUGUUCAGAGGAAGAAACUGGUGGAUCUGGCAAAGACUCAAGCUCAAGAAGCAGCCAUACUAAAAGAUAAACUUGAGAAACUGAGGAUGAGAACUUUUCCUGCUUUGGUGCAACUAGAACACUGAAAAUUCCAACAUUCUUCAUUCUAA